UGUGUGACCUUCUGCAUAGCUUGUUUGUCUUAUACUGCCAAAACUCUUAUCAUUCGAAGAUGGCGACAGGAUUGUUGACCACCGGAACGGUUGUAUUUGUGGUAGGUUGGACGGUGUGGUCUGUGUCAGGCUUGAAAGAGCUGCCGACGUGGCCUAACGUGCCGGUCCGGAUCCCUCACCUGGCCGCCAAACUACAGUGUCUGGACCACGCCAUCAACCAAUUAGGAACAUGCCGACCAUUCCCCGGGAUGUCCAUAGCCCUGGUGAAGGAUGGUGUCACGGUCCUUGCCCGAGGUUACGGUUACGCGGAUGUGAAGAAGCGCUGGAUGGCGACAGACCGGACCAUGUUCGGUAUAGGAUCGGUGUCCAAGUCCUUCACCACCGCUCUCUUCGCCGCCCUGUUCGCGAAGGAUUCCAGGUUCGACUUCGGCUCGAAAAUCAAGGACAUUCUUGGACCUGACUUCCGUUUCCGGGACCGGUUUCGGACGGAGGAAAUGACGUUGGCGGACCUACUUGCCAUGCGCACUGGACUGCGUACCUACAUGGAGAUGUUUCCGGUCGGACUCAACAUGACCAGGGAACAACUGGCACGGCACGUCCGGUACUUUGAGGAGACUUACCCCGGCUCCUUCAGGUCUACCUUCACCUAUAACAACAUGAUGUACGUGCUGGCCGGACUCAUUGCCGAGAAGAUCGGCGGGGAGAGCUUCGAGAAGCUGCUGAGGGACCACAUCAUCGAGCCGCUGGGGAUGGACAGGACGGCGUACUGGAGCGAGGUUCUGAGAGGAGAUGUCCGUCUGGAGCGGGUUGCCGUGUCCUACAGGACGUACAAAGGUCCGUCCUGGGCCGUUCCCAGAAGGCCCCGCGUCCCGCCCUUCAUGCGCACCAGCUCGCCCCUGCGCUCCUGGUCGGGACACCCCCUCCCACUCCGCAACGUGCCGCACACAAGGUCGCUGGAGCACAAUCUGACCGAGUUUGGACCCCUUGACUUAGACCUACCCGCCGUUGGAAUCCUCUCCAAUGCUGUGGACAUGGCGAAGUAUAUGAACUUCCAACUGACACUGGGAAAACUGUUGAACGGAACUGAACUGGUACCCGGGAAGCUGAUGCACCUGACCCACAAGCCCCUGACGACCAUUGGAGAAAGGGGUGCAAACAACAAGGGCAAGCCAAAAUGGCCGACAUCGUCAACAACAACAGCCUAUGGCAUGGGGUGGAGAGUAGGGAAUUACAAUGGGUACAAACGGCUAGACCACAAGGGUCUCGCCAAGGGGUUCUUCAGCCAGGUUACCCUGUUCCCUGAUGCCCAGGUUGGCAUUUUUACCUCGAUCAACGGGCCAUCAGCUGGGAGAGAUACCUCAGGGCUUAUCAACGAAAUCAUCCACUAUCUGGCUGCAGAUACCCUUCUAGGGGAGAGGCACUGGCUCGAAAUGAACAACGUCUGUACAUACCCAGCACCGUGGGUUCUCCCUGGCGAUCGCCGAAGGAAUGACACCGCUGAUAAACAUAACCAUGACGACAAAAACCUCGACAUAGCAGAUGCGUCAAUGGGUGCUCCUCUUUCCGACACCUUCAUCCGGGACAAGAAAGAAUUUGUAGGAAACUACUUCUCCCGCGCGGUAGGAAACUUCACAAUAACUUUCAGCCAAUCAGAAGACAAGCUGCUCGUGAGGUAUGGUUUGAUUGGUCGAGGAGUUAUUGUCCCUACCAUCAAAAGUCACAUUGUAUACCUCCGCCAUACCGACCCGGUUGAGGGCCUGGGUGAAAUGCCAUUGGCUAUCGACAAUGCAACUGGUCCUGUGCGCUAUGUGGCCUUUCCUCCUUCGUCUAAAAGUAACCCUCUCGUUUUCUUCAGGAAUGUUGAUGACUAUGACCCACCGGCGCCCGAAUCUCUGUGGGACUGUCCUUCGGAGUAAAUAGUCACGAGUCUGUAUAUACAGCCACCGAGCUAGUCCUAGUAGCUAGUCCCAGUGUCCUAGCUCUACAGAUAAGGAUUUUCAUGUCUGCUAACGAAAAGCCUACGUUCAGUUCUGAAAUUUGUGAAUUGCUUUUAACAAUUAAAAGAAUGUGACAGUGCCCACAAACGUUAAAUGGUGCAUACAAUUAAAGAUUAUGCAAUAUCAAA
Branchiostoma floridae (Florida lancelet) is the source of this 2125-nucleotide messenger RNA. RefSeq lists its product as uncharacterized. The transcript is spliced from 9 exons. Bases 60 to 1916 code for a protein of 618 amino acids. The record is from RefSeq and is a predicted model, not a curated record. Lineage: Eukaryota; Metazoa; Chordata; Leptocardii; Amphioxiformes; Branchiostomatidae.